CUUCAUCUCAAUCCCGAACCCGUAGCUAGGGAUUAAUUGUUUAAGAUGAGAACAAUAAGGUUUUGCCGGCUGAUCUGAGAUAUAGGAAUUUCGGUCAAACUUUUCCUUUGAUAGAGAGUGAUGGCAAGCGGACUUAUUCACCCCGCGGUGGCCCAUCUUUCAUCCUUGUUGGGAACAUGGAGAGGCGAAGGAGAGGGAGGGUUUCCAACCAUCGGCUCCUUCAAAUACGGCGAAGAGAUUCAUUUCUCUCAUAACGGAAUCAAGAAGCCAGUGAUAGCUUAUUCCCAGAAAACAUGGAAGCUGGACUCUGGAGAGCCAAUGCACUCUGAGAGCGGUUUCUGGAGAAUGAAGCUUGAUGGCUCCAUUGAAGUUGUAAUUGCUCAGAGCACCGGUCUUGUUGAAGUCCUGAAAGGAAAAUAUAAUGAACAAGACAAAGUUGUGAAGCUUCAGAGUGAACUUGUGGCCAAUGCUUCUAAGGUGAAAGAGAUUAUUCGAACUUUCAAGAUAGCGGAAGACAAGAUCUCAUACAAUGUUGAAAUGGCGACUCUUCUCACCUGUCUUCAGACACAUCUUACAGCAUCUCUUAAGAAGCUGUGACCAAUAAUGUUCGAAUCAGUGAUAGCAAGUUUGAUAUUUUAAUUAUGUUUAAUUUUCAUUCAUGGGAAAUUCUGCUUCAAAAGAUUCACCUUUGAACAUUAAAUAGAUCUUAGUUUUGUAUUGGGCUGGUUAAGUUGGUGUGAAAGUAUUGUCCAAUUCACAAAGAUGAAGGCUUUUUGUGAGGCUUGAGCUUACAAUGAUUGAAAUUAUCAAUGUUUCUGGUUGAGCAUAAAGUUAUUUUCUAGA
Impatiens glandulifera is the source of this 843-nucleotide messenger RNA. Its product is annotated as peroxynitrite isomerase Rv2717c. The record is from RefSeq and is a predicted model, not a curated record. Bases 121 to 597 code for a protein of 158 amino acids. The transcript has 4 exons. Lineage: Eukaryota; Viridiplantae; Streptophyta; Magnoliopsida; Ericales; Balsaminaceae.